Messenger RNA from Mugil cephalus (flathead mullet), 6485 nucleotides. It is a transcript of the gene nsmfa, whose product is annotated as NMDA receptor synaptonuclear signaling and neuronal migration factor a. Gene Ontology annotation, biological process: regulation of neuronal synaptic plasticity; positive regulation of neuron migration. Bases 256 to 2286 code for a protein of 676 amino acids. Gene Ontology annotation, cellular component: cytoplasm; nucleus. The record is from RefSeq and is a predicted model, not a curated record. The transcript is spliced from 16 exons. NCBI's taxonomy places the organism in Eukaryota, Metazoa, Chordata, Actinopteri, Mugiliformes, Mugilidae.
GCUGUGCAGCUACCCCACUUACGUGCUCAUAUCUGGAGAGAGACGGAGACGGAGGGGAGAGGCUGACGUCCUUCCCUCAUUUUUUUUUUGUGUUCGCUCUGCAGACGCGUGCGUGACCCAUCUGCUCCCGGAUUUCCCUUCAACUUUUUUUUUUCUUUUUCCGUCCAUUUUUCUGCUCUUUUCUUCGUCGCAUUCCUCCGUCUUCUGAGACUCUGGAAUGAACUGCCUUCCUGCCCGCGUCGUUUCCAUGUCAGCAUGGGAACUGCCGCGUCCAGAAGGAAGAAUUUAAGAAACGAUGCGAUAUCCUCUGUGGCAGCAAAAGUUAGAGCAGCGCGAGCGUUCGGAGAGUACCUGUCCCACACACACCCUGAAAACAGAAACGGAUCAGCUCAUCUUCUGUGUGAAACCGUGGUGGGUCCUGACCCAGAAUCGCCAAGUGACGCGAUUAGCCUCGACAACAACAACCACCUCCAUCGCUGCUCCUCCACCGCCACCACCACCGCCACCACCAAGGGCUGCGAGGACAAACGGGAGCCCGGCCUAGUGAAGCAGCCGCUGGGCCUGCUGCAGCCGCCUCCCCCUUCCAUCACCAUUUCCACCAAGCCAUCGCGGCUGUCCCUCGAGCGCAGCUUCUCGGCAGAAGAGGACCAGCAGAAGAGUGUGGAGUGCACCCUGCAGCCCGCCCGCGUGUACACCAUCACCACCCAGCACGGUAUGCUGAUGAGCAGCGGCCGGGGCAGCAAAGAGAGCCUGGAACUGGACGUCCUGAAGGAAAAGCCGGGGAGCGGCGGGGCGGGAUCUAGAGGCGGCCCGAUCCAACCAUCCACUUCCCCUUCCUCCGCCACAUCGUCUCCGACCCAAUACCACCGCGCGGGCGGCAGCCGCGCCAGCAGCUUGGGCGGCAGCGGCCACCAUCACGGCAACCAUCACCACGGCAAUCACCACCACGGGAACCACUACCCCGUCUCGUCCACGAACGCGCCUUCCAGCAUGGCCAGCGGAAGCGGCGGCAACCAGCAGCAGCAGCAGCAGCUGGCCGCGGGGUCCCACUCCCACCACGGAUCCCACCACCACUCCCACCACCACCACCACCUGUCCCAGCCCCCGCUGCAGACCUCCGUCAGCGCCCACAACAUCCGCAGCUGGGGCGAGGCCGGGAAAGGGGAGGCGGAGUGCAGCGGGCUAGGUUGCGACUCGUGCGGCAGCGCGCCCUCGCGCAGCCAGGGCUCGCUGGACCUGGAGAGCGCGUCCCGAGAGGCAGGCAAGCAGCACCGGCGCCUAGAGCGGAUGUGGAGUGUGGACCGGGUGACUGUGAUGGAGAGAGAGGACACUAACUGGUUCCCCAAGGAGAACAUGUUCACCUUUCAAACGGCCACAACAACCAUGCAGGCGAUAUCGGCUUUCCGGGGAUUUGUGCAGAGAAAAAGGAGAGAGAGGGAGCAGGAUUCGGCUGAAGUCAUCCAGAGGAACUUCCGGAAGCAUCUUCGGAUGGUGGGCAGCAGGAGGAUUAAAGCGCAGACGUUCGCUGAACGUAGAUCGAAGAGUUUCAGCCGUUCCUGGAGCGAUCCCACCCCUGUCAAGCCUGACUCUCCUCAUGAACCCAGAGACAGCGGAGACCUGCAGACCUCCUCUGGCGCCCUGGAUGAAGGAGGCCUUGAUGACAAUAUGGACUGGGAGGAGGAAAGAGAAAUGGAAAGGCUGGCCUGUGAGGGAGAUGACUUUAUACCUCCCAAAAUCAUGCUGAUCUCGUCUAAGGUCCCAAAGGCAGAGUACGUUCCCACCAUAAUUCGCAGGGAUGACCCUUCCAUCAUCCCCAUCCUCUAUGACCACGAACACGCAACUUUUGAUGAUAUUUUGGAGGAAAUAGACAAGAAGCUCACAGCUUACAGGAGAGGCAGCAAGUUCUGGAGGAUGCUCAUCUUUUGUCAGGGAGGCCCCGGUCAUCUGUAUUUACUGAAGAAUAAAGUGGCAACCUUUGCGAAGGUGGAAAAGGAGGAGGACAUGAGCCAAUUCUGGAGGAGACUAAGUCGCUUCAUGAGCAAAGUCAAUCCAGAACCAAACCUGAUCCACAUAAUGGGAUGCUAUGUCCUUGGCAACCCGAAUGGAGAGAAGCUGUUCCAGAAACUGAAGAAUCUGAUGAGGCCUUAUUCCGUUGAGUUUGAGUCACCGCUGGAGCUUUCCGCGCAGGGCAAAGAGAUGAUUGAGACGUACUUCGACUUCCGCCUCUACCGCCUUUGGAAGACGCGCCAACACUCCAAACUCUUGGACUACGAGGAUUUUUUGUGACAAAGACACCCGGAUAAUGAGUGCAGCAGACCCCAUCAGUGCCACACGGAACCCGUUAAAACUGAUCCAGUGACUGAACAUUGCUCAACUGUAGUGCUCGGCCCGUCAACUCAAUAUAAGUCAUACCUGCCUUCAUCCGGGAGAGGGCUGGGAGAGGAGGAAAGGCACCGACAGAACAAACAGGCUGAAGAUGAAGCGAAUUGUCCUGUGCCUCUGCUCUUCCUCAUUUCCAGAGUGAGAGUCACAGGCUAACAAAAAAAAAAACAGUACGCAUAAAGCAAAAUACAAUGGGGAAAAAGCUGGAGAGAGCUGGACUAUCAUCAUCAUAGUUGCCAUACCUGUCUGCUUCUUGAGUUUUAAAGCAAAAUUCAAAUGUUAAAAAGUAGGAAAUACCAUUUUAGUAAUACCUUUUGAAGCUUGUGCGCUUCAGGCAAGUCGCCGAAACUCAUACAGUCAUCAUGUGUUUCAGUGUUUUGACUGGACCUCUCAGAUAAUCUCAGACCCCGGAGACAUACAUAUACAUAAGUAACGCAUUCGUCGAUGUGUGUAUAUAAUACAUGAAUAUAUUAGCAUAGCUUUAGUCAUGCAAAUAAUACUCUAUAUGAGAUUAAUGACGCAUCAUUUAUUUUUGAUGUGCAUUGUUGUGCAGUUUCAUAUGGAAAUACUUUGGGAUAACUCAGGUUUUAGCCAUGAAGUAAUUAAUCUGUUUGUCUAUUCUAUCAAGAUAUUGUAAUCUUCAUCGCCAUCGCUUGGAAUGAAUGUAACACCUCUCUAGAGAUUUGAGGGACUGAACAUGAUGUUAUUUUGGGGGGAAAAACAAGUACAAUGUGCUGACUUUGUGUGAGUGUGUUUUAAAAAAAGAAAUGUAAAUGUGCGUAUUUUCUCUUACUGCUCCUCUGUCAAAGCAAAAAGAAUUACCACCAUCAUCCCCGCGGUUACUUUCACGACGAUGGCCUAGAUUCAUGAUGUCAUGAGGGAUGUAACAGCCAUCCGAGUGCUCCUGUCCCUGUGGGUCAGGAGCUGCCCUGUUGAGCCCUCCCUGCUCUUUUGCGGCGGGUUCAGACCCCUGAGUUUUCCCUCCAUCAACCACCUCUCACUAUAUCUGCCAAACACUUGGCUCAACGGCAGCCGAACGAGCUUCUGCCACCUCUCACUUUGCUGGGCUGUGAUCCAGUGUCAGGACCAGAGCUCUCUGAAUUAAACGGAUCUGCCAGGACUCUAAGCUGUUAACGACUUUCUGCUUCCCUCGCCAGGUGUCAGCUAGUUAACGGGGCAGAAAUAUGCGCGGGGUGUGUGUCGGCGUCCGAGGCUGUCGCACCACCACGAGCGACCUGAGCAGCGUCUGACAUGUUUAAGAUCGUCAAGAGCUCACGCAUUCACACUAGAGAUCGACCGAUAUGGAUUUUUUUUUUUUUAGGGCCAAUGUCGAUACAGAUUUUUCAGCCUUGGCCGAUGGCCGAUACGUGCUGCUGAUCAUUCUGAGCCCGUGGAUGCGUCUAUCUAUAAAAAAUAUGUAUCGACGAACGCACCAACAUAUCGGCCGAUGCCGAGACCAGUAAAAAAACACAAAUAUCGGCCCCUGAUAUAUCUGUCGAUCUCUAAUUCAUACACAAAAAUUCCAGGGCUAGGAAAAAUAUAUAUAUUAAGAAUCAAUAAAUCAGGGCUAAGUUAAAGGGCCACUCCAUAGUAAACUACUCAGCCUGUGAAAAUGUUUUUUAAUGUCUUUUGUGGCACUGGAGGACAAUUUGUGAAGGAAACAACACUGGUUUGUAUCAGAGAGAUUGACUUACAAACUGGUGGUGACUUGGUCUAAUGAAAGAUGUGAUCAGGUUAUAUAUAUAUAUAUAUAUCAAUGCCAGUUUACAGUGUCAGUGUCUAAUUUUUUUAUUUCUUAGGCGUGUAUGAAGUUGCAACGCUAGCAAGUAGAACAACACAUGAGAAAAAGUUCCCAUUGAGAGGUUGGAGGUGUGGUGCUGGUUUAAGUGAGACACGUGACCUUAAACACAGAGGUUGGGGUUCAAAUUCCACGUGGCGCUUUUGUUUUCACCUGCCACUUUUAUUAAUUUGGCAUCACUUUUAUUGGCUGCAUGGUUGGGAUUUGACUUAAAUACUUGGAUACGUUUGGAAAAAGAUUAUGGUUUAGGUUAGUAAGCCAUGCCCCCUCCUCCACCAAUGUUGGUGGACACACAACAAACAUUUUUCUCUUGGAAGUUUCAUUUUAGUUAUUUGACACUGUAGAAACAGGAUGUGACGUCAUAAUGACAACUGCUCCGAUAGGAACAAAACCAAAAAGAACAACAUAUAAAUCAACAUUUCUUUCUGACCGGUCAAGGUAGAGCAGAGCUUAGUAUUAAUCAAACGCAAAUGCCGGUGAGUCCAGCUGAAUUGUGGGCAAUAACUGCAAAAACUCUGGCUCCAAACUCGCAAGAUGGCACCGCUGUACUUCCUGAAUUCUAGAGUCAGUUUGAACAAUGAGAGGAAGUGAAGACGCGUCAUGUAUUUUUUUCUACAGUCUAUGAGCGAGACACUGACAUAUCCUCAAGUGGGUCAGUUACCAGGCGGCAACAUCUGGGUCUGAUCGCUGAAGCCCAUGCGGAAGUGCAAAAAAACUGCAGUUCAUCGAGUGGCCACUUGAGGCUGGCUGCAAAAGGGAGCAAAUCCCCAUAGACCCCCAUGUUAAAACGCCCAACUUUACAGUGAUAUUAAAUAUGUUUCCAGUACAAAAAAAAAAACAAUUUUGGUCUCAAUAGUUUGAACUGUAUGAGAGGUGAUUUUUUUCACUUUUUUUUUUUAAUUAAGAUUUAAAUUCCGCAUAAUUACGGGUGCUCCUGCAUUGAGUGACAGGCGGUAACCUGAGCUAACGGGUAGCAGAGAGUUAAAUGGGCAGGUCUCAACGUCCAGGCUGCUUUGAUUCCGCCCAACAAGAUCCCCAUGUCCAUAUUUGGAGUAACUGAGUGUGGGCGGAGUAAAGCUUGCAACCACGGGCUCCGCCCACGUCAGGCUUCAUUUUCAAGGUACAGAAUCCAAUAGGUAACAUCACAGUGGGUUUGUCCACAGUAUAUAUAGUCCAUGUCUGUUUUGGGUGAGUUUUAAGCAAAUUUAUUGAAAUCAAUUUCUCACAAGGACUCCAAAAGUAGAUCAGUUAUUAAAAUGGUCAAGGUUUAUCAAACAAUGAAGCUUAAAAAGCACAAAAACCUCAACACGUUGUCCCCAGUUUUUUUUUUUUUUUUUUUUCCAUUAUCAGCUUUUAAAGCUGCAAAAGGCUUUUAUGAAGGUAAAUUAUCUUGAAUGUGUCGCCCUAAGAAAAAAAGUCCAGAAUAAUGAGCUUUUAUGCUUCAUACGUACUGUGUCAGAAUGAGAGACUUUUGUAAAUGCAUUGUUAAUUUCCCUGAUGAGGGCUUGAUAAGUGGUGUAAUACGGGAAAGUGUAAUAUCAAACCGGUUGCUGAGUGCACACAUCAGAAAGAUCACAUUUUACUUGGGGGAAGGAUUUUAAAUUAGUGUGGUCAAGUGGUCUCAGUCCUGCAUAACAUGUACACAAACACCCUACAUCUCUGUGUUACACACUUUCCCAUUUGUCAUUAUUUGUGCGGACGUGUUAAUAUUUGAGCAUUACGUACAGAGCUGUCUUUUUUUUGUGUGUGUUGAAGUACUCUCUAUAUCUCUACUAGCAGAACUUUGUUUUUUAUUUGCGUUUGCCCCCUAUGACAUUGCAAUGCUGGCCUACAGUUUUGGCACAGACAAACGGUCUCUCUCUCUCUGCCUGAGUCACACGGAACAUGUUUUCACUACAGAUUUAAAACUCAACUGUUACGCAACCUGUCAUUUCCCUGAGCCGUUUCAAUUCCAGCAAAACGCAUUAAGCUGCCAAAUUCUCAAAGUUUUUUUGUUUUUUUUUUCCCUGAAUUUCCCUCCCAACAUAUUUUUGCGGGUCAGUAACGCGGAUAUUUUAAAUCAAAGCAGCGACGGUUGAAUUCAGUCAAACAAGUGCCACAGAAAAAAGCAGCAUAUCGUAUCUAGUCUAUAAAACAACCUGCUAAUUAAUUUAUGGUACAUUUUGGAGUAAUUGUCCUGAACUGACCAUGAUGUGAAGAGCACUCUGACUCAGGAGCUUGAGAGAGCUUUCCUCUGUUUUCUUCCUCAGCAAAACAUUUCACCGGAAAUCUAAUUAAAGAUGCAAAAGUGUCUAUUUGUCUGGGA